Molecule: messenger RNA, 2975 nt
Organism: Pungitius pungitius (ninespine stickleback)
Lineage: Eukaryota; Metazoa; Chordata; Actinopteri; Perciformes; Gasterosteidae
Gene: lima1a
Product: LIM domain and actin binding 1a
Exons: 11
Coding region: 211-2307 (698 amino acids)
Biological process (GO): actin filament bundle assembly
Cellular component (GO): plasma membrane; actin cytoskeleton
Molecular function (GO): actin filament binding
Source: RefSeq, a predicted model, not a curated record
AUUUGGGAACGCCCCCCCCUGCCUUCAUUUCUACUCAAAAGCAGCGGUGGGAGCAGCCGAGGAGCAAAUAAGAGAAGGGGAGACACAAUUGGCUGACAUCGGAAACCCACGUCAGGCAGUGGAACGGCUGUCAUAGUCGCACAGAGUCCACUACGUGUGUGUGUUUGCGCUCCUGGACCGCUGACGAGACAGAUUGAGCCCUCGGCAGCGAUGGCCUCCGCGGCUCCAUUCAGCCGCAGACCGUGGGCGUCCCAGUCCCUGAGGGUCACCGCCAAGGAGAUGUCCAUCGUCUCCACCCGGGGGAAAAACAACGCCAUUGCGGAGCGCUUCUCGAAGUUCCAGAAGGCGGCAGAGGAGGGAAAUGCAGAGAAGAAAGCGGUUGCAGAACCUCUUCCCUCCACGCUGCGCAGCGGGAAUCUGAGUUUUUUAAAGAAACGCUGGGAACAACAACAACAACAACAACAACAACAACAACAACAGCAGCAGCUGUCCAGCCACAGACCCCAAACUCAAGCCUUCAUCCCGGCCGACCCUCAGAACCACACCUCCCAAACCACCUCGGUCACAGCAGACCAGGAGACUGAGCCGGAGACGCUGCUUCACUCGCAGACCAGUGAGACGAGCACCAGCCGGCUGCAUUCUGCUCAACGCCAGCCUCCGACCAACAUGGAGAAGCCCAGCCGAGAAUCGGAGGGGCAGGACGGAGCAACGUCCGCUGACGUGUCCGACUCUGAAAAGCCCAGCGUCCCCCUCAACAGCCUCAAGAUGAUGUUCGAGAAGGGAGACCACCCCACCGAGCGGGAGCAAACGACUAGAGGAACCGGUGGGAGUACUGCCAACAUGGACCAGUCCCAAGCAGAUGGAAGUCUCGCAGAAUCUACUCCUCUCCGGGACAGGAUGGCCCUCUACAAAGCUGCCAUCUCCAAACAGGAAGUCCCUCCCACCUCAAGUGAUCAGCUGGACGGUUUCUGUGGGAAGCAGAAGGAAAACGUUCCUCCGUUCACUCUGGAUCUGAGUACGGACUUUGAACCUAACAGCAGGAAAGGUUUUACCCCAGAGAGCAACGGCUCCGCCACCGGUACUCCCGUAUCCUCCAAUCAGAGAGACUCCUCCCAGCCCAAGACCCCCAAAAGCUUCUGUCUGCCUGUGAGGGAGACCUGCGUGGCCUGUCUGAAGACGGUCUAUCCUCUGGAGAGGCUGGUGGCCAAUCAGCACGUCUACCACAGCUCCUGUUUCCGCUGCUCCCACUGCAACACCAAACUGAGUCUGGCGAACUACGCCUCGCUGCACAACAACGUCUACUGCAAGGCGCACUUCUGCCAGCUCUUCAAGGCCAAAGGCAACUACGACGAGGGCUUCGGCCACCGCCCCCACAAAGAGCUGUGGGAGGGCAAAGGGGACGGCGGCGAGGACGUGCACGCCAAGCCAACGAUUCACAGCUCGCCGUCAGCCCCCGACCUGCACAGCCCCAGUGUGGAGGACUCCCCCCUGGCCAAAGUCAACGUGCUGAUGGCCACCAUGGAGGCUCUGGGACACGGAGCGCCAGAGAAGACCGACAAGCCCAGCGAGGCGCGCAGGCUGAAGAUCUCCUGGCCGCCACGGACGGAGCUGCAGGACCCGACCAGCGCGAGUGGCGCCGCGGCGCCCCCGGAGGACGGGUCCCCCGGCAAGCCCAUCAAAGCCAAGUGGCCCCCGGAGGAGGAGUCCACCUCCUCCCCGCCGGAACAGUCCAGAGAGACGCCGUGCCUGCGCCGCACCUCCUCCCUGAAGGAGCGCAGCAUGCCCUUCACGCUGGCGGGCCAAGCGGCCGCCGGCAAGCCGAGCCCAACAACGGCGCCGCCCACCGCGGACGACGGGCCGCUCGGCUCCCCCUCCAGCAUGGAGCUGCAGCACGGCGGCCAUUCCCUGGGAAGCCAGACGCCCACUGAGGACAGCGUGGGCGUCCAUGCCAGCUCUGGAGAGGAGGAGGGUGAGAUGACCACUGACAACAUGCCAGAACAUCAUCUCACUAACGUGGAGGAAAACUCCCUGGAUGAACAACCUGAUGAUGAGAGAAUGGAGGAGGAGGAGGAGGAGGAAGAAGAAGAAGACGAUGCAGUCUUGGAGGAAGAGAUGCUGCCCCUGAAACGGGAAGAGACGCCGACUGACCUCUCGUCUCCUGGAUGCGAGGUGGAGGCCGGCCGCUCGUCUCAGGAUGUGGGGUUCUGGGACAGCGAGGAAGUGGCGGAGCAGCAGCAGGAGGUGCUGACGGUGGAGGAUAUGAUCAAACGAAACCGAUACUACGAAGAGGAGGAAGAGGAUGUCUAGACUCAACAAGAUGACAACCAUGGACACUAGGAGGACUUCUCACCAUUCCUUUUUUUUAGAUGUUUUCUUCUCUUCUCUGUAGUAGUUUUCUUCUCUUGGUAGAGUUGCUGCAGUGUCUAGUGUGAACUCUACUGAACUCUUCAUUUGUGCCUCUUUUGAACACUUGCUGAAAUAGUUUUUACGGGACUGUCUCUCUGAAAAAAAUUUUAAUGCACAAUUUAAAAUGAUAACCCAUGUAAAGAAUAUCUAUAGCACAGAAAUGUCUGAAUGUUAUGCCGGGGAUUAUUUUUGUGAUUUUCUUGUAUGCUUCCUGCCUAUAAAUUGAAACCACAUUUUCCUAGUCUUAUUCAGAAGAUGUUGGGAUAUUCAGAAAAUGUAAUUCUUAAAUUAGUCCUUUUUAAAAAUAUUAAAGAUGUACUAUGAACUACCUUUUUUAGAAAAGAAAGCUCAGCACUUUGAGCAUUACCAUAUUUUCAAAACUUGGGCUUGAUUAGUUUGAGUAUAAAUCUAAUCUAUUUCAGUUGCCAUUCUAUUUGUAAACAUUAAAAAAAAAACUUGUUUUUCUGAUUACAACUGGAUUUAAUGACUAUUGUGGGCUUUUUGUUUUAAACCAUGGACCAAAUAUCCUAGAUUAAUACUGUUGAAAUAAAUUGUUAUAAAAAAAAAAA